This is a messenger RNA of Haemonchus placei, 462 nucleotides long. The record is from the annotation of a GenBank genome assembly. Lineage: Eukaryota; Metazoa; Nematoda; Chromadorea; Rhabditida; Trichostrongylidae.
AUGUCGAGCAUGAACCAAUCACAAAGUCCGGCAGACAUUGCAUAUGCUGGAUACUUAUCAGAUAUUAGCCAAACCGAAGCGGAAGGCCAUCUCGCCUACACUUUCACAUAUACGAAUGCUAACUGCUCAAAUGUGGAGCAUUCGGUUGCCCUGCUCGUAGAUGGUGCUUCUGCUAAUGAGGACUUCGUAAAUGGAACCGUUACAUGCGUCCAUGCAGGAAACCGAACACUAUGGGUAGUACCACCCCCACCAUGGGCAACAACAACCACGAACGACAAUUUGAUUGAAAUAACAUCACCACCAACAACAACGACAACAGCAACACCAUUAGUGAUAUAUCCAGGAGGUGCUCUUCCAGCCGCACCGGUUUUUAUACCAUACCAGCCGGAUUAUGAAGAAACAGCAGAGCAUGUAGAAGAGUCUGUGUCUUCAUUCGAGAGCAUGUCCAUCACGAGCCUUUGA